Messenger RNA from Cutaneotrichosporon oleaginosum, 3633 nucleotides. RefSeq lists its product as uncharacterized. The record is from RefSeq and is a predicted model, not a curated record. Gene Ontology annotation, cellular component: nucleus. Lineage: Eukaryota; Fungi; Basidiomycota; Tremellomycetes; Trichosporonales; Trichosporonaceae. Gene Ontology annotation, biological process: DNA repair. Gene Ontology annotation, molecular function: ATP binding; ATP-dependent chromatin remodeler activity.
AUGGCACGUUCGAACGGCUCAUCGCACGGCGCGUCGGCGGGCACCAUCGCCAACGGCAACGGCAACGGAUUUGCCACUGGCAGCUGGGUGCCGUCGCUCCCGACGUCUUCCUCGGCUCCAGUUCCGGCGGCCGGGACCGGUGACGGAUCGUCAGCCGCUCCCAUAGACGUUGACAACAUGCCCGAAUCGCGACCCCUCAAUCCCAAGAAGCCGGUGUGCAUCGGCGGCUUUAUGACACGCGCUAUCAUGCUCUAUCCCAACGAUGCCGCCGUCGCCGGAGCCAAGCCCAAGCCGGGACAGCGCUGGACCGUCGUCACGUUCAAGGGCGCUGAGAUGAUCCAUGUCAAGCUACGUCUUCGCCGCGCCGGCGAUCCUCCACGCCCAGACGAGCCGUGGACUGGCGUCAGCAAGGACACCAUCCAGGUCACAACGUACCCCGGCGGUGCCAAUGGCGCGUACAUCGGCGACAUCGAUGGCCAUGUUGCCGAGAUUCUCAUCCCUAUGCUUUCUCGCGGCCUCUGCCGCCUGGAAGGCUUCGCAAUGCGUCUCAGACCAGACGGGGUCAUGUUCGAAGUCCGUAUCAAUGUGAUCCUCUUCACUCUGCCAUCAAACAUCCAGUACAUCUCCGAUACGCUUAUCGCCCACAACCUUUUCCUCCUCGACCCGAUGCCUCCGUACGACCCGAUGCGCCACAACGACCACCCUGCCUACCAGAACGCGCAUGGCGGCGGCGAGAGGGCUUACAAGAUGUACUUGGCGUCGCAACAGCGGUACACGACGAGCGGCGGUAGUCACUACAACCCGCAGCAGGACAAGGCCCGUCAGGUCGAGGUCCAGCGCCAGCAGGUCGACGCCGUGUUCAAGAGCAUUGAGAGCGGCGCCGAGCUUGAGCAGUCAGAUCCGGGGCCUUGGAUCAAGACAAACCUCUUCCCUCACCAGCGCAAGGCGCUCACCUUCCUUCUCCAGGCCGAACAGGACUGGACAAGUCUAAAGGACGCACGCAAGGCGGCCGACAAGAAGCUGAAAAAGGCGAAGGCUAGCAGCCAGAGCGCGUCUGGAACAGCGACUCCCGAAGAGCGGCCGGACAAGGAGGACAAGAAAGCGUCGCGAGACUUUAAGGCGGAUAGCUCUCGCUCAUUGUGGGAACUACAUGUCGAUGACAAGGCCCGUGGGCGGGUUUGGAAGAACAAGCUCACGAACGAAACGAAGCGCAGUGCCAAGCGGCCCAAGGAGUUCAAGGGUGCCAUUCUGGCCGAUGAUAUGGGUCUGGGCAAGACACUGUCGGUCGUUUCGCUCAUUGCUGCAACGAAGAGCGCUGCAAAGGAAUGGGGCGAGCGGAAGUUGGAGAAGGUGGAUGCCGUUCCAGAGAAGGAGACCGACGAGGAGAAGGUUUCUUUGAGCGCGAUGUCCACACGCGUGUUUGGCAUGCCCGAGGCCAGCCCCGAACCAGACACGCCCAAGGGGAAGAAGCGCCGUCUUGAUGAGCAGGAGCAGGUCGCGAAUCGCACGCGCCGGUCACAGAUCAUCAAGCGUUCCAAAGCGACGCUUCUCGUGUGUCCCAUGUCGACCAUUACGAACUGGGAAGACCAGAUCAAGGAGCACUGGGAUGGUGACGUUGAAGUCAUCGGCGGAACAAGCCCUCCGGCCAAGAAGGGUACCAAGAAGCAGACCGAUCCUGAGGACACCCUCCGCGUGUAUAUCUACCACGGAACUGGUCGUAAGGCCGACCCGCGCUUCCUUGCCACAUUUGACAUUGUGAUCACAUCCUAUUCAACCCUCGCGAACGAGUACUCGAAGCACUGCAAUUCGUGCGGGGACGGCGAGUCCACACCGGCAGACACGAGGGCCAACUCGGAUGACGACGCGAGCGGCACGAACAGCGCACGUGGGGCCACCACUCCCGGAUCAGGCAUCAACCCCUCCGACGUAUCUGAGGCACUCAAGCGCAAGCAAAAGCCACAACGCAAGCGCGGCCCGGCGGCGGAUCAGCCCAGUCCUCUUCAAACGAUAGACUGGUUCCGAGUCGUGCUGGACGAAGCACACAGUAUCAAGUCGGCCUCAACGGUGGCGUGUAAGGCCUCGUGCUAUCUCGAGGCCGACCGUCGCAUUGCUCUGACGGGAACACCCAUUCAGAACAAGAUUGAGGACGUGUGGGCGCUGUUCAAGUUCCUCCGCGUCAGUCCGAUCGAUGAGCGCGACAUGUUCAACAAGUACAUUUCGACGCCGUGCAAGAGCGGUGACCAGGUCGGCGUCGCACGUCUCCAGCUCAUUAUGCGCACCUGCUGCCUGCGUCGCACAAAGGACACGACUGACAAUGGCAAGAAGAUCCUUUCCCUGCCACCACGCAAAGAGUUGCAGAUGUGGCUAGAUUUGCGUCCCGACGAGCGCAAGAUUUACGACAUGCGUCGCGACGAGGCGCGCUCCGAGAUCAAUGAGCUCAAGGCGACCAAGCAGCUGACAAAGAAUUACGCACAUGUUCUUCAGCAGCUUCUGCGCCUGCGCCAGACAUGCGAUCACGUCGACCUGCCCAGCAGUGCCGUCGUCGAGGAGGAUUAUGACGGGACCAUCAUGAACUACGAGAUCGCCCUGGAGGGUAUCAAGAAGAUGGGUCUCACCCAGCAGCGUGCUCUGAGCGUCAUCUGUACGUACAAGGACAUGCCUGACGGCGGCGCAUUCUGCAGCGAGUGCAACCACGACUUUGGGCCUGCCUUCCCGUCCAUUGAACUAGGCGGCGACGAGGUUUACGCCAAGUCGGAGCCGACCGAGAAGAAGGCCAAAAGCCUGCGUCCCCUCCUCACCAAGUGUCAGCACAUUUACUGCUCAGCGUGCUUCAAGCGUAGCGUGUACCCCAAGUGGCCUCGCGCUGUGGACGGGCAAGCGCGCCCAUGUGUCAUCUGCAAUGAGAUGCUCCAUCUCGGCAGGGACGUCAUUGAGGUCUGCCCACCGUCCGAAAUGGCCGACGAGGCGCCCAAGAAGGCGGUGACGCGCAAGAAGUGGGAGCGCAACCCGUUGGAGGCGGUCAACAUGUCCACGAAGAUGCAGUACCUGCUGCAUGAGCUCAUGAAGCUCUCCAAACGCAACCCCAACUCGCCCAACUACGACCCCUUCAGCGUCGGUCCGGACGAUGACGACGACCCGGUCGAGGUCAGCGACGACGGGACGCCGCUCGCGACUAAGACAAUCGUGUUCAGCCAGUGGACGACAAUGCUCGACCGCAUCGAGGACAUGCUGAACGAGGCCCACAUCCAGACCUGCCGCUUGGACGGCACCAUGACGCGUGAGCAGCGUGCCGAGCAGAUCGAGCGCCUGCGCACGAGCAAGAGCAUAGAAGUCAUGCUCGUUUCAACGCGCGCCGGUGGUGUCGGCCUCAACCUGACCGCCGCGAGCCGCUGCUACCUCAUUGACCCGUACUGGAAUCCCUCGGUUGAGGCGCAGGCUAUCGACCGUAUCCACCGUAUGGGACAGACGCGCCCGGUUCUUGCCAUUAAGCUCAUGAUCAAGGACUCGGUGGAGGAGAAGCUCAACAAGAUCCAGCAGAAGAAGGCUGAGCUUGCCAACCUCUCGCUCAAGAAUAUGUCUAGAGCGGAGCUCAUGCAGCAACGGAGUGAAAUGCUUGCCUCGUUGUUCAACUGA